Wasmannia auropunctata (little fire ant) is the source of this 1315-nucleotide messenger RNA. RefSeq names its product phospholipase A2-like. The record is from RefSeq and is a predicted model, not a curated record. The transcript has 5 exons. Gene Ontology annotation, biological process: phospholipid metabolic process; arachidonate secretion. The coding region runs from base 295 to 945 and encodes 216 amino acids. Lineage: Eukaryota; Metazoa; Arthropoda; Insecta; Hymenoptera; Formicidae.
UCAAUUGCAAAUUUUUAUCUCUACUGUCUACGUAGAUAAUAGUGCGUGAUAUAUAUUCCUAGCGGAAUUCUCUUUGGGCCCACAUUCUCUUAACAUUUGUACGAAAUGGCAAAUUUGGUAUCGUUUGCGCCGGGCUGUCCAAUCUUGCGCUUCCGCUUCGGUAGAAUCAAGUAUCGACGGUAUUUAAACGAAAGUGUCAAGUUACUGCGGCCAGUCCGCGUCAACAGUCGGUUAUAGCCAGGAUCCUAUCCGUCUUACCUAGCCGUCAUUUAUUCCGAGUGAAUAGACAACACGAUGUCACGCGUAUUUGUUCUCUUCGUGCUUUUCAUCGUCAGCAUUGCUGUUCAAUUCGGCGAUUGCCAAAACAACCGACCGGAAUGUGAAGAUGUGAAUAUCAAACCUGGUUCCGAUCCAGCCCGUCUAUCGUAUCUCGAAGUAUUUUUGAAGGGAGUAUCAGCGCCCUCAGAUUGGCUGAACAAACUCCUCGGAAGGAACAAGAAAAAUUCGUUUGAAGGAGGAUCCUACAGCACCGUUUUAGAUAAAUACGAAAAAGAGGUUCACGCGGUCUUUCCAGGGACAGUCUGGUGUGGUGAUGGAAAUAAAGCAAAAACGGAGGAUGAUCUCGGUUUUUUGAAGCAAACAGACGCCUGUUGCAGAGAGCAUGAUAAUUGCGCUCACAAUAUCUUAGCCGGCGAACCGGAGGGCAAUCUCUUGAACAACGGAAUUUUCACAAAAUCCGCUUGCGUUUGCGACUACAAGUUCUAUGAUUGUCUGAAAAACGUCAACGGCUUCUGGGCUUUCAAUAUCGGAAAGACAUAUUUCAACGUACUGGGACCGCAGUGUUUCCGAUGUGCGUGCCCGACGGAAGGUUGCAAACCUGGAGACGGCACGGAAUGUAAGAACCAUUGCAAGAAAUACGAAUGGGUCGACAGUCGCAAAUAUUAAUAACUUAAAUUGAGCUGACCGUUAUAAUUGCCGACAUUGCAAUAUUAUAAAAUAAAAGAAGAUCCUUUAAUUUCGAAGCUUUUGUCUUAGGUAUAAAAUCUUUAAGAUCUUUAAGAAUAUAAUCUUGAUGUAAAUAUCUUUCCAGUUCCGUUAUUCUUGAUAAGAACUGUAUGUCUUAAUUUUGAUUUUGAUUUUUAAUAGAGACAGAAAUAAUGAUUCUUAGAUUAAGACAGAUAAAAAAUUACUAACUAUACUUUUGAGAAACUAUUACUAUGCAUAAUGUACUUUAAAACUACGUUUUAAUAUAUGUGCGUUGUAAUAUAUGUUAUAUAUAAUGUACAAUACAAAUAAAACAGAACUUGCAUUAUAA